ACCUCAUUUGCGCGUCACGGGCGGAGCUACCUCCGGGAGACCGUGGUUUGAACAUGUCGCGCCUGCAGGGAGUUGCCGGGCAGGGUCCGCGGCGGGGUUUCAGGGCAGAGAGGGCAGACGACAUUACUGCUGUACCCCAGGGGCUGUUAAAGGCGGCGAGGAAGAGCGGCCAGUUAAACUUGUCUGGUAGGAACCUCAGUGAAGUGCCUCAGUGUGUGUGGAGAAUCAACGUGGAUGUCCUGGAGGAGGCAAAUCAGAAUCUGUUGUUCAGCGCUGCCGAGCGUUGGUGGGAGCAGACGGAUCUGACCAAACUUGUCAUCUCCAACAAUAAACUCCAGGUGCUCUCUGACGACCUGCGCCUCCUGCCCGCGCUGACUGUUCUGGAUAUACAUGAUAAUCAGCUAACAUCCCUUCCUUCUGCUAUAAGAGAGCUAGAAAAUCUUCAAAAGCUCAAUGUCAGCCAUAAUAAAUUGAAAAUACUUCCUGAAGAAGUUACAAAUCUCAAAAACCUGAAGGGCCUGUAUCUCCAGCAUAAUGAGCUAUCAUGCUUACCAGAAGGAUUUGAGCAACUCUCCAGUUUAGAAGAUUUAGAUCUUUCGAACAAUCUUCUCACCGCUGUUCCUGGUAGCUUUUCUUCUCUGUCCAGUCUGAUGCGGCUCAAUCUUUCCAGUAACCAACUGAAGAAUUUGCCAGCGGAAAUAAGUAGAAUGAAAAAGUUAAAGCAUUUGGAUUGCAAUUCAAAUCUCCUGGAAACUAUACCUCCUGAAUUCGCUGGCAUGGAAUCUCUAGAAUUGCUUUAUUUGCGAAGGAAUAAAUUACGUUUUCUACCAGAAUUUCUUUCUUGUAGACUAUUGAAGGAAUUGCAUGUAGGUGAAAACCAGAUUGAAAUGUUAGGGGCAGAACAUCUUAAGCAUCUGAGUUCUAUCCUUGUGCUAGACCUGAGGGAUAACAAGUUAAAAUCUGUUCCAGAUGAAAUUACACUACUACAGUCUUUGGAAAGGCUUGACCUAAGCAACAAUGAUAUCAGUAGUCUGCCCUGUUCAUUGGGAAACCUUCCUUUGAAAUUCCUGGCACUAGAAGGAAAUCCUUUGAGAACCAUCCGAAGAGAAAUUAUAAAUAAAGGAACUCAAGAAGUCCUAAAAUACCUGCGAAGCAAAAUCAAAGAUGAUGGACCUACCCACAAUGACUCUGCUCCUGACACGACGGCCAUGACCCUGCCAAGCGAGUCCAGGGUCAAUGUCCACGCCAUCGUUGCACUAAAAUUAUUAGAUUACAGUGAUAAGCAAACAACUUUGAUUCCUGAUGAAGUGUUUGAUGCAGUAAAAAGCAACGUUGUCACUUCGGUUAACUUCAGUAAGAAUCAGCUAUGUGAAAUUCCAAAAAGGAUCAUGGAACUGAAGGAGACAGUUUCUGAUGUCAAUCUUGGUUUUAAUAAGCUUUCCUUUGUACCCUUGGAAUUAUGCAUGCUUCAAAAAUUGACUUUUUUAGAUCUCAGGAACAAUUUUUUAAAUUCUUUGCCUGAAGACAUGAAAUCAUUGAUAAGACUACAAACGAUCAAUCUUUCCUUUAAUAGGUUCAAAGUUCUACCGGAAGUCUUAUAUCAUAUCCCCACACUGGAGUCAAUUCUGAUUAGUAAUAAUCAGGUUGGGUCUCUGGAUCCUCAGAAAAUGAAGAUGAUGGAAAAUCUGAUGACGCUGGACCUUCAGAAUAAUGACCUUCUACAAAUUCCACCAGAGCUCGGUAAUUGUGUGAGCUUGAGAACAUUACUGCUAGAUGGAAACCCAUUCCGCGUCCCUCGAGCAGCCAUAUUAAUGAAAGGAACAGCUGCAGUACUGGAAUACUUGAGAGACCGAAUUCCUACUUAAAUUAGAGAUAUUUUCUAACUUUGGUCAGUUUCAUUCUCAGAGGGAUAUAAUAUUUUGUUUCAAUAUCAUCCCAAAGGUGAUUGCUAUAAUUGGUCUUAAAGUUUCCCAGGGUCACCUAGCCAUGGGUUUAAUUGGCCUGGGCUGUAUUCACUGCCACUAAUUGUUUCUUACUGACAGUUGUUUAACAUUUUUCUAAGAUGUACUCUAUAUGUAUAAUGGUGGAAACCACAUAGAGUCAUGCAGUGUUCACACUUUUGAAUGUUUUACCCAGGGUUUAUCCUGCUCAUAUUCAUUCCCUUAAUCUUUUAGCUACUUUCUUCAAAACUGAAUUUUUUGUUUGAUUGUUUUGUGUGACAGGGUCUCACUGUGUAGUUCAGGCUGACUUUGAACUCCUGGUCAUCCUCCUGCCUCAGCCUCCUGAGUGCUAGGAUCACAGGCGUGCACCACCACACCCAGCCAAAAGUGAAUUUUUGGUCACUAUGAUUUAAUAUUUUUAUAACAACAUUUUUGUAGAACUGGGUAUUUUCCCCUUGUUUCUUUUUGUAUUCCACAUAAAAUUAACGUUGCCUUGUUUUUAUUUGUAAUCUAGCAGAAAUGUUUCUUUUCUAGUGAUGAAGUAGGUGUUUUCUGUGUUUCAGAAAACCAUUUCAUCAAGUUUGCUGAUUUCACAAAAAUGCUACUCAAGAUACAGAAAUUGACGGAAAGUGAAAGUGUUACUGUGACUGCUGCCACAGAAGCAGGGGCACUUUCACUUGCUUCCCGCAGCCGCACUAACACCUGACAGUUUAUUUUAAAAAAUGCCUUCUUCGUGUUUUCACACGAUAAUCUACUACUUUUUCCUUCAUGAGAAUUAAAGGGGUGAGAUUUGCACAUUUCCCCCUCAGUCAGAGCAUCAGCAUUUAAAUGCCUUUCGUCCCUUAAGGAAAAAAAAUAUUGAUGUCGUUACCUUAUUAAUUGUAUAGAGGACAGCAGCAGAGAACUGUGAAUGCUGUCAUUUGGCAGUCUUGAAGUGUGUUUUGUUUAAGUACUUACUGGGCAAGUAUUUGUAUACUUCAUGUACCUGUGGGCAUGUUUUGAUCCAACCUUGUGUACCGUUUUAUUUCCAGCACUUUAAUUUUAAAAUUUGUUUGCAGUCCUGUUAAGACUAGCAGCCAUGCAGCAGUUUUCUAAAAGGGAAUUUAACAUAGGUAAACUUGAUUUAAUGAAAGUCAAAUAUAAAGUUUUGUUUACACUAAAAUUAUUGGGAAGAGGUUGGCCUGUCGUUAUGACACUUACACCUUUCUCCUAAGUCACCGAUUCAGUGGCCUGUAUAUCAAUAGAUAGAUGUGGUUUAGAUAGCUUUGGGAUGAUUGAGGCAUGAAUCAUGAAAAAGGUCAUUGCAAAUGGAGAUAAAUACUACAUGUUCAUAAUAAAAAAUUUUUCAAGCAUU
This is a messenger RNA of Heterocephalus glaber (naked mole-rat), 3294 nucleotides long. RefSeq names its product leucine rich repeat containing 40 (gene Lrrc40). The record is from RefSeq and is a predicted model, not a curated record. Lineage: Eukaryota; Metazoa; Chordata; Mammalia; Rodentia; Bathyergidae. Gene Ontology annotation, molecular function: protein binding. Gene Ontology annotation, cellular component: cytoplasm.